This is a messenger RNA of Rhododendron vialii, 2047 nucleotides long. RefSeq names its product protein IQ-DOMAIN 3-like. The record is from RefSeq and is a predicted model, not a curated record. NCBI's taxonomy places the organism in Eukaryota, Viridiplantae, Streptophyta, Magnoliopsida, Ericales, Ericaceae. The coding region runs from base 142 to 1536 and encodes 464 amino acids. Gene Ontology annotation, molecular function: protein binding. The transcript has 6 exons.
CUCCCUCCCUCUCUCUCUCUUCUUCUAGGACGCAUGUUGUCAAUGUUUCUUGUCGGAGAGAGAGAGAGAGAGAGAGAGAAUAGGAAUUGCAGGGAUCUGCAUUCUGCACACAUUCCCAUUUGCAGACAAAUUGAGUAGGAAAUGGGGAAGAAAGGGAGCUGGAUUUCUGCAGUGAAGAAGGCUCUCAGUCCUGAAUGCAAGGGGAAGAAAGACAAGCAGAAAAGCCACAAAUCGAAGAGCAAGUGGUUCGGGAAACACAAGAGCCCGAAUUCGGGCUCUCCACCUGCCACUCCUACCCAGGAGGUGAAAUUAGCGAAAGCCGAAAAUGAGCAGAACAAACAUGCUUGUUCUGCUGCCCUUGCCACGGCCAUGGCGGCAGAGGCGGCCGUUGCAGCCGCGCAGGCUGCGGCAGAGGUUGUUCGGCUCAGAGCUGCGGUCCAUUACUCGGGUAAAUCGAAGGAGGAAGUUGCUGCAACUAAGAUUCAGACAGCAUUCCGGGGAUACUUGGCAAGGAGGGCAUUGCGAACCUUGAGAGGGCUAGCUAGGUUGAAGUCUCUUAUACACGGUCCGUCUGUCAAACGUCAAGCCACAACCACAUUACGGUGCAUGCAGACUAUGGCUAGGGUCCAGUCUCAGAUUCGGGCAAGGAGAAUCCGAAUGUCUGAGGAGAAUGAAACUCUGCAGAGACAGCUCCAACAGAAAUGCGAGAAAGAGCUUGAGAAAUUUCGAGCUUCUGUGGAAGACGAUUGGAAUGCCAGUGUUCGAUCUAAGGAGCAGAUUGAAGCAAACUUACAGAACAAGCAGGAGGCUGCUAUGAGAAGGGAAAGGGCUUUGGCUUAUGCGUACUCCCACCGGCAAGUGUUGAAGAGCUCUUCAAAAUCUGCAAACCACAAAACAUUCAUGGAUCCAAGCUAUCCUCACUGGGGAUGGAGUUGGCUAGAGCGUUGGAUGGCAUCCCGGCCUUGGCAAAACGAAAACGCCCGCGAAAGAGAACUGUACAGCGAUCACGCCUCCAUAAAAAGGGCAACAGCCCAAGCCUUUCCUGUCAGAGAACUCGGCAAAUCUCGCUCUCAUCGCGAUCUCAACCGCAAAAACAUCCCUUCUCCUACUGCAUUAACUCCUAGCCGCCAAUCGCCUUCUACCAAUGCUUCCAGAGCGCCAUCAGUAAGUUCCAAGGGUGGUGGCCGCAGUGGUGGUGGUGAAGACUCUCGGAGCAUGCUUAGUUUUCAGUCGGAGUGGUACCACCGGAGGCACAGCAUUGCCGGGUCGUCAGCGAGAGAUGAUGAAAGCCUAGCAAGCUCUCCUUCAGUUCCGAGAUACAUGGGACCCACAGAGUCAGCGAAAGCCAAGACUCGGCCCUACCGGAUUCCAAGCCCACUGGGGAAUGGAACACCGGAGAAGGGAUCAGCAGGUUCUGCUAAGAAGCGGCUCUCAUUUUCCUCCUCACCGGCUGGAAUAAGGAGGCACUCUGGCCCACCCAAGCUGGAUAUCAGCGUUCACUCAGAAAAGAAACCAAGCAACGGAGGGGGACGGUAAGAGUACUGGAUUUCGGGUUCCAACAUUAUCAGUCGGAGAAAUCUUAGCUGCCUGUUGGAGAAUUCAACGGUUCGGAUGAAGGAAAGUCUGUUACACAAAUGAAGCCACUCAAUUUUGGGUACAUGACUGGGAUUUCUCUAACAUCUCUGUUGGAGUUGGAACUCCGAAUUUAGUGAACCCACAUUCGACAGGAAGGGGGCAACGUAACGGAAAUUCGAUAUUAGAUUGGAGUGUAAACGAAGAGUGAAUAAAAAGAGGUUAACACUCUGGAAAUUUUCUCUUCUUCAACAACUGCUGUUGUUUGUCGUACUUGUUCUUCGUUUAAUCGUCGAUUGUUUCCAUCGAAGUUUAUGGAAACACUCAACUGUUUGAUUUUGUUUUGGGCAUUGCAUCUUUGUGUUGUAUUCUUUUACAGUCUUCAUUGCGUUAAGCUUGUACUAUUUAAACAAGACCCUGUGCUGGCCUGUGACCUUCUUUGACUAAUAAAUCAGUGUGCUGCCACUUCAGUGGA